GGUCAGACGAAUCACGUAUUUUCAGAGAGCUAUAACUUGAAAACGGUCGAUGGUAGACAGAUGUUUACCAUUAUCAACUUCCAGGAAGUGCCAUAUGGGCUUUCAUUUGCCACCAUGACCUAUGACCUUGAAUGACAUUGAAAUGUCAAGGUCAUGGAUUUUCAAUUUAACGGAUAUUUUUAGAAUUGCAUGUACAUGUUUUGUUCUCACAUGGAUGUGUUAAAAUUAGCUGAAGUACUUUCACCAUUAUGGACUUCACUGUUCUUUCAGCAGAUCAAAGCCCCACCUCAGAAAUGUCAUGACAUCAUAGCUCAGUCUCUUGUCAUGUAUUAAUACACGCAGUCUUCUUUCACAAGCAAUCAUUCUUGGACUGAGGAAACGUUGCCAUGAAUAACUCCAGCAAGCCAACCACGGACAACUUCUCUGAAUACGACAGCCUAGUUCCAGGUGUUUACGAGCCCCUCAUCUGCAACAACAGCAAUGUAAUGGAUUUUAGCCAAGUCUUCCUCCCUACAGUCUACAGCAUUGUCUUCAUUGUGGGGUUCAUUGGCAAUGGCCUGGUGUUGUGUGUCCUGGUCAAGUAUCACAAACCAUUCAACAUGUCAGAUCUGUGCCUCUUCAACCUGGCCAUUUCAGACCUCCUCUUCCUUAUCUCAUUGCCUUUCUGGGCCGACUACGCUGCCAAAUCUUAUUGGGCAUUCCCAGAGUUCAUGUGCCAUGCAGUGACAGCACUCUACAUGCUGGGCUUCUAUGGAAGUAUCUUCUUCAUGAUCCUCAUGACGGUGGACCGCUACGCUGUCAUUGUCCACACUUAUACCUCCCUCAUCUCCAAGUUCCGCUCUGUCAGAGCUAGCAUAGCGCUAGCUUUGUUUGUGUGGACACUGAGCUUGGUAGCCUCUCUGCCAAACAUAAUUAUCUCAAAUGUGAGUAAUGUAUCAAAUGUAUCAGUAUGCAGUGUGACAGAUCCAAGGAACAUAUGGAAGCCAUUCCAUUACAUUGAGCUGAACAUCCUUGGUUUUAUUAUUCCUCUCUUAGUGAUGCUGUUCUGCUACUCGCGUAUCAUCCCCAUCUUAAUGACCAUGAAUUCUCAGAAGAAACACAAAGCUGUCAGGCUCAUGGUCGUCAUAGUCACUGUUUUCUUCCUCUUCUGGACACCCUACAACAUUGUCAUCUUCCUGAAGCUCCUGCAAGCACUGGGCUACAUGACCAGCCAUCAUUGCAAUCAGGACAUGCACAUGGCUGUACAGUGGGUGGAAUCCAUAACAUUCUUUCACUGCUGCCUCAACCCCAUAAUUUAUGCCUUUGUGGGGCAGAAAUUCAGAAAUUUAUUUCAAAAGAUGCUGAAAGAGUGGUUUCCUCUUUGCUUUGGCCAUUGCACAACAGUUGAAAGCAAGUCGUCAGAGAGGAUGACCUCUAAGUACUCACGCGCCUCAAUGAUUUCCAGCAUAAAGACAAAAUUAAAAGUGUAACUGUUAUCGCUUGUUAUCUCCGAAGCCUAUUUCAGUUUAUAAAAAGACCAUAAUACUUUGAUUUUCCCAUUUUUUUUUUACAUUAGGUUGGUGACUGUUUUAUAUGGUUUAUACUUGCUUUCUAUAAUUAGUUCAUUUUCAUCUAAUUGUGCACAUAUUGCCUACAAGUAACAAGCCCAUUUGCAUAAUAAUCGAAGAAUGUCACCAAUUAUAUGAGCAUUAAAUCUUAAUUUAUAAAUAAAAUGUUAAACAAACAUUUAUUGACAGAAAACUUCAGCAUAUCAAUAAUUAGACACAUUCAUCUUUGUAAAAUAACAUUUUCCUCCAAACAAGUCUAUGUAUAAAUUGUUACAGAAAAUUAAUUAACCACUUCUGACCAAUUAGAUUAAUUCAGUAGCACUCUGGUAUGAAUCAUGACAAAGGAUGAUUCCUUUUUUUUUUUUUUUAUUUGGUGGGUGCUUUAUUGUCCUGACUUAUCAUUCUGUGCUGAAAAAAGUCAAGUGAAUAAAUAAACCCAAGAUGUUCAAAAAUUGUAUUUCACAAGACAUGAUUAAUAAUGGCUACUUUAUAUACGUGUUGUCUUUGUUUUAAACUGUCCUGAUUUUAAGCAAAUAAGGCUUGAUUAAAAGAAAAAAAAGAGCUGCUGAUAUUUUUCUAUGUUCAGACAGCAAUUUGGAUACAUAUUUGUUGUAAACUUUUAUCUUGGUCAUGGACAUGUAUGGUCAAUACAAGAUGUUAUGAAAAAAAGUUGAUUGAUGCUGAUGAUUUGUGCAUAGUAUGACAUUUGGUCUUCAAGAACAAUACUCUCUAUAUAUUUUAAAUGGUAGGUUACUAGCUCCUCUUUAAAAUAUGGAAGUGCUAUACUUUUUGCUGUUCAGUUCUGUAGUUAUGAUUGUGCCUCUUUGGAAUGGUUAAAUUUACUUUUCACUGUCAUGAUAUAAUAUCUAGUAUGAUCACAGCAUGCAACUGAUGUAUGAGAGUGGCUGUGAUAACUGUGAUAAAUUGUCUGCUAAUCCCAUAUAGGCAUGGUGUUUUCUGCAAGGGUGACACUAUUUUUCCCGAAUGUGUUGGACAAUGUUAUGCACCUUCUCUAAAUUAUAUCGCACCUCUUAAUUUGAA
This is a messenger RNA of Neoarius graeffei (lesser salmon catfish), 2588 nucleotides long. RefSeq names its product C-C chemokine receptor type 5-like. Gene Ontology annotation, biological process: G protein-coupled receptor signaling pathway; chemotaxis; immune response. The coding region runs from base 387 to 1469 and encodes 360 amino acids. The transcript is spliced from 2 exons. Lineage: Eukaryota; Metazoa; Chordata; Actinopteri; Siluriformes; Ariidae. Gene Ontology annotation, cellular component: membrane. The record is from RefSeq and is a predicted model, not a curated record. Gene Ontology annotation, molecular function: chemokine receptor activity.